AUGGUCAAUCAGCAGAUUGUGUUGACCUACCUCUACUUGCUGCUUUACGUGUUUCUCUCCUCAGGAGUAAUCUUGUACAACAAGGUACUCAUCCAGUGAUCACGCCUCCCUCUUCUCAAUUUUUCUUCCCGCGCUUUGGGCAUUUUUCAGCGGAUCCGACGGCAGAGUUUCUGCUCCAAAUUCCUAGGAAGAGAAAAUACCGAAUUCACGAAAACUGUGUUCGCUGGUAGACGGCAUUCCCAUGACCCCUCCCCUUUUCUUUUGCCUGGGAUUCAUCUUUAUCACGGUCGCGCUUCCUCGAUCACGCGAUUCUCUCCCACUACCUUUCUUUUUUGGCCCCCCACAAGGAGUAAUUUCUAGCCUCUGUGACGUUGAAUUCCUACCUUUUUCCUGCGGCUCGGCUCGCCCACACACUCACCAUCCACCAAAAGACAUCAUUUCAGUCACGGUCGUUUCUCUCUCCAUUCAAUUAGUUAUCGCCUUCAGCGGCCGAGCUUUUAUGGAAAUGGGUUGAGUUUUCGCAUUUCUCAGUUCACAGUUCUCUGUAAAUCAAAAAAUCCAAAGAUUAGAGCUCGGAGUUGUAUCAAGACUUGGAAAGCCGGAAACUUGAGUCGGAAAUACUGACGCCUCACAGGCCGUCCAUGUAUACAGAUAGUUGUCGUUCAAGAUCUGCUGGGCACUACGGCUCAGAUCCAUUCCACUCUGUCGAGUUGGCGGAUCGGCGUUUCCACCAUUCCAUGGCUCCCCCACCUGAGCUCUUCGUUUUCCCUCUCCAUUCUUUGUCAUCGACGGCGUUCCAAAUGAGAAAUUUCCAAGUCUAAAAAGACGUAUGCUUAGAUCGAUUAUGCAGGAAGCUUCCAAGUGUCUCCGUUCAAGCAUUGUGCAUACAUUGUACGAUCCUACGGAAUCCAGAAAUAAAUCUACAAAAAUUCCUCAGCUCUGAUUGCGAGAUGGAUUGAUAUACAGCAGCAAAACAUCGCAAUUUUUUUACCCCCCUUUUCUGGGCUUAUAUGAGAUUGUCUUCCUUUGAAAUUCCACGAAAUUACUUGAUGUUGUUGUUGUUGUUGUUGUGAUUAAUUAUUUGCAGUGGGCGGUUCUGACAUAUUUUCUGUUUUUGACCAUUCGCAGUGGGUUCUUUCCCCAAGAUAUUUCAAUUUUCCGUUUCCCAUUACGCUGACUAUGAUCCACAUGGGAUUUUCUGGCGCCGUCGCGUUCUUUCUCAUCCGUGUUUUCAAGGUAAGCUCCCAGAUGCUUCAACUCACCUUCACGCCGUCAUGUUUUCCAUGUCGCAACUGGUUUUCAGCGUAAUGCCAAUCUGAAUCUCUUCUCACGCACGUUUCUUUCUCUUGGCCUGUAUCUGAAGGUCAUUCACUUCCCUGUUCCUGCCGACAUUUUUUCCGGCAAUUCAUCGAUUUCAUGGAGACAAUCCGGAAAAUUAUAAAAAAAAAAAUGAGCCGAGGAUCUCGUGUAGAGACGUAUUAAUCUUGAGCGCCUGUCAGAAAUCUCUCUGUUCACAGAUCCCAUAUUUUACGCCUCCCUUCCACAGAUCUAAUCCUUCACUGGCUACCUUCUGGGAAUCUCCCGCAUGAUGAUUGAACACAUGCGUUUAACCUUGCAUUGGAAACACCGCAGGAGUGCAUAUUCCUUCUGACAGCAAUUUCUUGGCCUCUUCCUCGAUGAUUCGCGGCCCUUUAUUAAUUUAGUAUCUCUAAUAUUAUACAGGUCAUGCCGCCCGUGAAGAUGACUGUUUCGGUGUAAGGAGCCGACUCCUCUCGCCAUGUCCGCACACUCGCCAGCUCUCCUCUCUCUGACUCGUUCCAAUAAUUUUGCAGAUACUUAACGUGCAUUAUCCCCAUAAGCGCAUUCUUCGCAGCCAGCCUGUGGCAAGUCCCUUGAUCCUCAAUAAUACGGAGGCCCAGUUGUUAUUUUUAACCUCUGGAAGAUCUUUUUCUCCAAACAAAUCUCAUAUUUACUGUUUUUCUUCGCCAGAACUGCGACAGAUCGACGGGAUUAUGCUCACGAUGAUGCCUUCUCUGAUGCAGGCUUGGGAACACUGCCUUCCUCUAUCUUUCAGUGGCCUUCAUUCAGAUGCUCAAGGCCCUGAGUACGGAACCUAAACCCACCCUCUUCCAGAUGAAGAACAGCCGAAUAAUCUUUUAGGCUUACUCGGUUUGGUAAGAUCCUCAAGGUCUUACGGUUGACUAUCUUCUGCUGCAGUGCCGGUGGCGACUUUCCUCGUGGCAGUCAUUUGUGGAACCGAUAAGCUGAGGUGCGACAUGUUCUUGAACAUGUUGCUGAUCAGCGCCGGGGUCGUCAUAGCUUCAUAUGGGGAGAUCAAUUUUAACGUCAUUGGCACAGUUUAUCAGAUCACGGGCAUCCUCGCUGAGGCUCUUAAGCUGGUUUUGACGCAGAUCUUGCUUCAAAAGAGGGGAUUAUCCCUGAAUCCCAUCACCACCUUAUAUUACAUCGCUCCUUGCAGGUACUUCACUUUCUCCCCCUACCCCUUCCCCCCCCCAAACACACACAGAGGCAUGACUGUCCCACCCAUGUGCCACUCUCUCUCUCCUCUCUCUUUCUCUUCUCUCCCUCUUCUCUUUCACUCUGUCUCCCUCUGUCACUGGUAGGUGCUGGCCCCCGACUGUAGCAUGCCGACAAAAGGGUCUAUUUAAAGAGAAAUAAUCAUGCGCGGCCAUUGAUUACAGUAGGACCAUUCGUGCUGACGGUUAUUUUCUGCUUGGUGUAGCCUCUUCUUCCUGUUUAUACCGUGGUUCUUCUUGGAGAAGGAAGGACUGGAUGUCGACCAGAUCCAGUCCAACCUCUGGAUCUUCCUGUCCAAUGCGAUGUGCGCCCUGGCCUUGAAUGUCAUCGUGUUCUUGGUGAUCGGAAGGACGGGAGCGGUGACGACCAGGGUCGCCGGAGUCCUCAAGGACUGGAUAUUAAUUGCGCUGUCAACGCUCAUAUUUCCCGAGUCGGUCAUCACGGGCCUAAACGCGGCGGGAUAUACCAUCGGUAGGACCGACGAAUCCGGAAAACCUUUCGUUGACCAACGCCGCUUAUUAAUGGAAUCACGAACUGAGUCUGUUAUUGUGCAGCCAUCUGCGGGGUCGCCGUGUACAACUACCUGA
Messenger RNA from Spirodela intermedia, 3125 nucleotides. The record is from the annotation of a GenBank genome assembly. NCBI's taxonomy places the organism in Eukaryota, Viridiplantae, Streptophyta, Magnoliopsida, Alismatales, Araceae.